UCGACUCUGUUUUUGAUACCCCGAAACUCAUACGUCUUCUUCCUCCUCUUCCGCUUCCUCUUCCUCCCCUCGAGCUUUUUGGUGCUCAUUCUCCUCCAUGGACUUCGAAUCGAGCUACGACAUACCCCGCACCGUGGAUUACAUCCGUAGUAUAGGCUACUCCAGAGUCGUGUUACAGUUUCCGGAUGAGCUCUUGAGGGAUUCGACAAGUGUGGCGAAGGCGCUGAGGAGCGAGCUCGGCAAGGGCGUGCGCUUGUACGUCAUGGCCGAUACGGCGUACAACUCUUGCUGCGUCGAUGAGAUUGGGGCCUCGCACGUGGACGCGGAGUGCGUCGUGCACUAUGGGCACGCGUGUAUGAGCCCAACGUCAACUUUGCCGGCUCUUUUCGUUUUCGGAAAAGCACCUAUAAACGGCAAUGCUUGCGCAGACUUGUUAAAUCAGUGUUUGUCAACCACAGAGAAACCUGUUCUGGUCUUAUAUGGGUUAGAAUAUGCCCAUGCUAUGGAGAAUCUUAAAGGAAUGGUUACCAACUCAUCUAACUUGAGAUAUGGCAGUUCUACCGUCCAUUUUGCAGAGGUUAGUUUUUCAAGUAUUGAUCCGCCAGUGAAAGAGAAAGCAGAUAAAGAGCAGCUUGACUUCCAUGGCAACAUUGUCAAUGGAGGUGAUAAGAUAAUUUCUGAGUGGAAUUCUCACAAUGAAGUUGGUAAAUAUUUUCUUGGGGGACUGACAUGGAGUAUCGCAAAGGAUCACAAGAUGGAGGACUUCUUGUUGUUUUGGAUUGGUCAGGAUAACUCGGCAUUUGCCAAUGUUGUGCUUACCUUCAAUACCUGCGAAAUAGUUAGAUAUGAUGCAGUGGAAAAUCAAUUACUGAAGGAUGUCUCUCAUCAGCAAAGAAUUCUUAAACGCAGAUACUACCUUGUGGAGAAAGCAAAGGAUGCAAAUAUUGUUGGCAUUUUGGUGGGCACUCUAGGUGUCGCUGGUUAUCUUCACAUAAUUCAGCAAAUGAAAGAAUUGAUUGAGGCUGCUGGAAAGAAGUCAUACACGCUAGUCAUGGGCAGACCAAACUCUGCCAAACUUGCCAACUUUCCGGAGUGUGAAAUCUUUGUUUAUGUUUCGUGUGCCCAAACUGCUCUGUUGGAUAGCAAGGAUUUUUUGGGUCCUGUUAUCACUCCUUUCGAGGCAGUGUUAGCUUUCGGCAGGGGUAGACAAUGGACUGGAGAAUAUGUGCUGGAUUUUCAGGAUUUGAUGAACUCAAGUAUGACGAAAGUUGUUGAAAGCAGUGAAGAAGCUCGGUUCUCAUUUAUACAAGGUGGCUAUGUGGAAGAUAUUGAUUCUCAAGAAAAUGGAGAACAAAAGGAGAGUACCCUUGCCUUGGCAGAGACUGCAGAGAAGGCUUUGAGUUUCCGAAACGAGCACGCGGAUUCUAUUUUGUUCAAAGGUUCAGCUCGAUCUGGUGCAGAAUAUUUUGCUGCGCGGUCCUACCGAGGUCUCAGUACGCAGUAUGAGAAUCCACUUCCUCAGUCUUAUCUAAUCGGAAGAAGUGGGAGGGCAUCUGGUUAUGAGGAUGAAAGAAACACAAAAGGAAAUGAUUGACUGAUCCUAUUUAGUGCUUAUUCUUCUUCCUGAGUUGGUUGCUGAAUGAGAUAUCAAACAGCGAAAGAUCGCCAUUUUGAAAGUCUCAGGCUUUUAAUGAUUAAUCUACAUGAUACCAAUGUCACGGUCAAUCUGUCUUUUCACAAUGAUCGAGAGUUUCGGGAGUCCUCUCGCCGGUGAAUUGUUCCCUCCACAACUGAUUAUGGGCAACAUCUGAACUUUGACCAACUUUUUGACUCGUUCAUCUAGUGCUAGCUAUAGAUUUUCUUUUUUAUUUUUCUUCUUUAAUUGUAUAAUCAGGAAAUGUGUUAUUCAUUUCUCUUGGUGAUGUGGUGCUGAAAAUCUGCAAGAAGAAUCGCAAUUUUCUUAUAUUUUUAGGAAGGGAAAUUUAUGACUUUGUGAUGUACUGUUGCUUCAUGAUUAGUCCACUUAUAGUGGUUGGUUAUGCGCAGAACCGACAAAAAUUCUUUAGUAGUGUGUAUUUUCAUUUGUCGUUUUCAAAUAUAUGCUCUUUUUUAUUUUUUUU
Ananas comosus (pineapple) is the source of this 2120-nucleotide messenger RNA. RefSeq names its product diphthamide biosynthesis protein 2. The transcript has 10 exons. The record is from RefSeq and is a predicted model, not a curated record. The coding region runs from base 98 to 1594 and encodes 498 amino acids. Gene Ontology annotation, molecular function: 2-(3-amino-3-carboxypropyl)histidine synthase activity. Gene Ontology annotation, biological process: protein histidyl modification to diphthamide. Lineage: Eukaryota; Viridiplantae; Streptophyta; Magnoliopsida; Poales; Bromeliaceae.